Molecule: messenger RNA, 3458 nt
Organism: Mytilus trossulus (common blue mussel)
Lineage: Eukaryota; Metazoa; Mollusca; Bivalvia; Mytilida; Mytilidae
Product: cyclic AMP-responsive element-binding protein 3-like protein 1
Exons: 8
Coding region: 318-1877 (519 amino acids)
Biological process (GO): regulation of transcription by RNA polymerase II
Cellular component (GO): nucleus
Molecular function (GO): RNA polymerase II cis-regulatory region sequence-specific DNA binding; DNA-binding transcription factor activity, RNA polymerase II-specific
Source: RefSeq, a predicted model, not a curated record
GUGUGUUUACUUGCAGUUUACUUCCGCUUCCACGUCAUUUUUUGUGUUGUGGUGUAAUUUCCAACAAUAAGGAAACGAGGGAUUAAAUAGACUUGUCAAUAAUCAAAAACAUUGAUUUUUAAGAAAAAAAUCUUUCUGGGGAAUAUUUCUAACUGCUGACUGUUCAAUUUAUUUUGUAUUUUCGUUUUACACUGGUGUGUCAUCGUCACAUUUUGGGAAUCCCCUAACAACAUACAAACGUUGACGAAGUUUGUUACACGUCAUUUUUGAUAUUUUGUCAAUUUCCAUAAAUAGAUGUUAAUAACUUAAACAUAUUAAUGGAAGUGGACGCCAAUUUGCAUGUGCUUGACCUGUUGUUUGAUGACCAAGAAGGUGUACUGUCGAAAGAGUUCGACAAUCCACAUGUGCCACCAUUGGACUUUUCUGACCUUGACUUAUUUUCUGGAGAUCUUUUGGAAUCUGCCUUAAAUGAAGCCAACAUUAACAACUUUGAUUUCCUUGACCCACCAGAAUUAGAAAAUAAAACAAAAGACAUUUAUUCAGAUCAUGAUUAUUAUGCUCAAAAAUCACCAUCAAACAGUGACAGCGGGAUAUCAAUGAGCUCAAGUGGUCAUGCUUAUUCCCCACAGAGUGUGUCGUCUGACCAACAGUAUAGUCCAAGAUCAACAGACCAGCAACAAAGCCCACAGUCAGGAGAAAUGUCAGGAUCCCCAAGGAGUCAAUCAAACUUAAUUCCUGAUAUGAUGGAAAUCAAUUGUGAUGUUGGACAAGCUGGUAUCAUUCAACAAAAUAAUGUACUGUCACUUGAGGAUUUAGACAUGAAAGACAUUAAUAUUGAUGGAAUUGAUCCUAGUUUAUUGAUGAAUGCAACUGAUGAAGAUUUCCUCAAAGAAAUUUGUAGUACAAAUGCUCUAAAUCAGGAAACAUCAAUUAAUUUUGGUUUAGACAGUCCACUGAAUGAAGUCACCAGUACAACAGCCACUGUUGAUUCUAGUCAAGUUAUUCGUGUCAUCAAAGUUACAUCGUGUGAUACAUUACCAUUUACCAUGAAAGAUAUUAACACAUCAACAUCAUCAAAGAUUCCAGAAUUAAAGCUGACAGAUGAAGAAUUAGACUUACUGGCUAAAGAGGGUGUUGUUCUCCCAACAGAUAUGCCGCUGACAAAGGAAGAAGAAAGAGUCCUUAAAGCAGUUAGACGCAAAAUAAGAAAUAAGAUAUCUGCAAAAGAAAGUAGAAAGAGAAAGAUGGGUUAUGUGGAGGGGUUGGAGAAACGAGUCAAAAUGUGUACAUCAGAAAAUGCUAACUUGAAGAAAAAGGUGGAUGGCUUAGAACAACAAAAUCAAACAUUGCUGCAGCAGUUAAAGAAAUUACAAACAUUUUUAGUUUCCAAGACAUCCAAACCACAGACAUCAACAUGUGUUAUGGUACUACUGUUAUCAUUUGCUUUUAUCAUUGUACCAACCUUUAAUCCAUUCAAAAGCUUUGAUUCCCUGACAGGAGUAAGGAAUGUUCCAAUUCCAGGAAAAUCCAGAAGUUUGCUUCACGAUGGAGACAGUGGAUUUGAUACAGAUAAUGAUGACAAUCCUUAUGGUCUAACAGUUAAACCAGGUCCUCCGUUUGAAAUACCGCCAAAAACACCAGCAAUUCCUAUUCCGCCGAAUACACACAUUGAUACCAUCGUGGAUGAAGACAUUUUAUAUCAUUCUAAAUCAGCAGACGACAAUGAAACAGACAUCAAUCAUAUUAAUGUGAAAUUAAGUAACAAUAAUGUCAAUCAGGAACAAAUUCAGGUGGACUUUAAUAACGAGAAAACAGUGGAACAAUUUGAUAGUGGCGAAAGUGACACAAAAAGUCACAGCAAAAAUGGAGAUUUAUGACAUAAUUAUUGUUUUCUCAGGGAGAAAUAGUUAAUGAUAAUUAUGUUAAUAAUUGUUAAUCACAUGUAGUACAGCAUUAUGAAAUAGCUACAUGUAUCAUGUGUAUAAUGGGCUGGUCCAUCUCAGGACAGCAUUAUGAAAUAGUUACAUAUAUAAUAGGCUGGUCCCCCCAACUAUUUAUAGCCUUGGAAGGUUACUGAUUGAUUAAGUUGCAAUAGUAUCUCUUUUCAAGAUUUUAAGAAUUUUAGGAUUCAAACUGCAUGCAAGAAUUAGUCCCAAAUUUGAACACCAAGAAAAAUAAAGAUUUAUUGAUCAUGUUGAUUGCUUAUAACUUUUGCAACCUAUGAUUUUUAAAAUUUUUUCAAAGUCCAACCAAAUCAUAAAAUUGUAAUUAUUGUGAUUAUAAUAAUGCUUUUACAUGGUUUUGAGGAGGGGUGGAUUUAGAGUUUUAGAUGUGGUCAAAUAUCCUUACAUGUAUAUGUAUAUGAUUCUAAACUUUCACCACCAUGACCACCUGAUGGAUAGUUUUAUUUAUUUGUUUUAGAAUAAAAGUCAUGCUUAUUAUUUUUAUUAUAGGAAUUUAUGAUUUUAGUACAUUUUUCACAGCAAUUCAGCUACUACUGAAUGAUGCACAUAUUUAAUGAAACAUUUGUCAUAAAAAAAUAUUUAAAAAAUUAGUCAUGAUUUUUAUCUAGUGCAAAAUGGAUAGUUCUUGUCUCCUUUGAUAACAUACCAAAUUGUCUUUUAAUUGGGAAUUUUAAAAUUCGACAAAACUCAUCUUAGAAUUUCACAAAAUGAUAGCCAAAGGUAUCAAUAGUAAUUCAUUUGAAAAUUUAGUAAGGACUUGAGAAACAAAACUUAUUUCCCGAGUAAACAAAUGUUUAGUGAUUAGUUUACAUAAUUUUAUUGGCUUCAUUACAGUUCAGUCAUGAUAAAGUUUUGUUGACAAGGAUGCUGGAGAAAUUUUCAUAUUUUUCAGAAAAUGAUUUGUUACAAAAUAUGUUUCAAUACCAUAAACAUUUGAUUCUUAUAAUUGACAGUGUCAUAUAUCUACGAUGUAUGUUUGUAAAAUUGUUCUGUUUAUAAUUCUCUAUCAUUUUUAUCAGUCUUCAUAACCAUUUGUUUUGUAAAAAUCAUAAGUGCUAUGCUUGAAACUGUACAAAUAACAUAUUAUAUAAGCUUUAAUGUAUAGUUUGAAACUUUGCACACAUUUUAGUGAUUAUUUCUAGAUGAAAUUUGAAAGACACUUUAAUUUGAAACAAUUUUUAUUUUCCAAAUGUUAUUGAUUUUUCAUACAUUUUAUUGGCUGGGAAUGUAUUUAAAUGCAUGAAAAGAUUAAAGAGUUAGAUUUGAGUUUUUCAUGAAUAUGUUUACUAUGAGCUUUUUUUUGGCAACAUAUUUGAGAAAGUAAAUGGCUAUCAGUUUGAUACUUGAUUGAGUGAUGGCAGGUUCAUUAAAUUUUGAUCAUCUUUUCAUUUUACAAAUGAAACUGUUUUAUAUAACCCUUUCUUGUGAAGGUUAUUUUUGUUUUUCUACUUGUUGUUUUAUACUAUUUUGUUGUAAAUAAAGAAUAUUUUUGAA